Messenger RNA from Aaosphaeria arxii CBS 175.79, 1662 nucleotides. RefSeq lists its product as uncharacterized. The transcript has a single exon. The coding region runs from base 5 to 1522 and encodes 505 amino acids. The record is from RefSeq and is a predicted model, not a curated record. Gene Ontology annotation, molecular function: snoRNA binding. NCBI's taxonomy places the organism in Eukaryota, Fungi, Ascomycota, Dothideomycetes, Pleosporales. Gene Ontology annotation, biological process: rRNA processing.
CGCCAUGUUCAAUAAAGUGUUCAACACCGCCAAACGUAUUUUGAGUCGAUCGCCAUCGGUCCAGGACGUUCGUGAGGAAGUUAAAAAAGCUCCACCAACAAGUCACGGCGCUUCAGACGAAAUGGUCACAUCUACGCGACGUGGGCCAGUGACGCCGCAAGGUUCGGCCUCGAAGACAAAAGGCAAAAGGGAAUUGGAUGCACACGACACGCCUACGGUAUCGAAGAAGAGGAGGACUUCGAUUAUCAAUGAAGAGGAUGCCGCCCAUAAGGAAAGCACUACCGCCGACGACGAGCAGAACGCCGUAGACACCGCCGAACCCACAGAGGCCCUUCCACUGCGCGAGAAGCACCAAAAAGAAGAAGACGGAGAGCCCCGCCGGAGUCGUCGCCUUCGACACAGCUCGCCGCCGAGUGCGCUCGAGGUUGCUGCAGAGAUCAAUCAAGCUGCGACACCAAUGUCGUCGAAAGAGGAUGCAUUCUAUACACCAGCCACACAUAAGAAGGGUUCUGUAUUCGAGACCCCGGCAUCGGUACUUCCUGACAAGGAGGGUUCAGUGACACCUAAGGCUAAGCCCGCGUCUUCUACUAAGAAGUCGUCAGGAAAGAGGUCACAACAGGCCAAGGCUCCAGAGGAGACACCCACUGCGAGAAGGAGCAAAGCUAGCAUACCAGAUGAGGUCCCUUCAUCGACAUGGGAGGGCGAAGAAACAGAAGAGGCUAUUUCAACACAAGAGUCCAAGGCAGGGCAAGAGGCUGAGACCAAGAAGAGUCACGUUCGAUUCGGCAGCGAGGAGCCUCAUCAAGAGGAAGGGGCUGUUUCCUUAGAUAUCACCGCGCAGCAACCUGUUGUAGAGGAAGAAGCGCAUGAUGACGAAGAGGAGGAUUCUGAUUCUGACGAAGCUCCAGAGGAGAUCACUGCCUCUUCAGCUAUCACAAAAGUCAAAGCGGUUGAGGCCGAAGCCGCGAAGGCUUUCAAGGCUCAGCAGGAGAGAGAGCGGGCCAGAAAGCAGGAGCGUGCUGAACGUAUGGCAGAGGAGCAGGCGCAGAAGAGGAAACGUCUUGAAAAGAGAGCAAGCGAGUACGCAAAGGUGGAAGCUAGAAAGCAAUCCUACAGCAAGCGAACGGGGCUUGAUAUUGAUGCCAGCAACCUGCCUGCCCUUCUGCCAGCUUCCCUUCUGGAGGCCGCUGGAGACGUUCGACCACCAACCCCUCCGGCGGAAAUUCCUGGCAAGUCUGCUGAAGAGAUACGCAAGGAGAACCUCAGCCGACAUAUCAAGUUUGCAGAACAAAGCCAGAAACGCGUUAAAGAUUUGAAGAAGGGCUCCCUUAGCGUACGUGUUCUUGAUCGUCAGAACGGUGCCCUGGCACCCAAAAGCAACAAGAAUGGGAAGAACGUACGGGAGCAAUGGCUAAAGGGGAGAGAGCAAGAGAAGAGGAACAAAGGAGGGAAGCGGAAGGUCGAUACUCGCAAGAUGCAAAGACGGCCUUUUGGGGGCAGCUUCCUUCGUGACGAGGAUUAAAGGUGCAAACAUGACUAAAAUGGUCGAGGAUUCAUUCAUAUUUGGUACCGUAACGAACAUGGUACAUACAUAUAUCCAGGGUAGAAAAGGGAGCAUAAGAUAACAUGAAUUGAAAAUGUUACGGAGAGCAACAAUUGGAU